Scylla paramamosain (green mud crab) is the source of this 1490-nucleotide messenger RNA. RefSeq lists its product as uncharacterized. The transcript has 9 exons. The record is from RefSeq and is a predicted model, not a curated record. Lineage: Eukaryota; Metazoa; Arthropoda; Malacostraca; Decapoda; Portunidae. Bases 112 to 1269 code for a protein of 385 amino acids.
ACUAUAGGUGAUUGCCGCCAUUUCCGCUAUUCGCCACGCAUUUCUCCAGCCACAACCUGGACGGCACCCAUUUGUAGAAUCUGGUUCACUGGAGACGCCUGCUUAUUCGCGAUGAUGCAGUCUUGGAAGAGGGAGAUGCGUGGGGCCAGAAGGAUAAGUGGGGACCGAGGGAAAUUCAAGGAAGAGCUUGAACUUACUAAGAUAGACACCCUCAUCAUGCAGGUGACCAGAAUGAACCGUGCUGUUGCUGAAGUCAAUGAGAGUUGCCUUUGUUUAGAGGAAUUUAUAUCCAAGGAGAAAAAGGAUCAAGCUGAACUUCAAUCAGAAUUGAAAGCUUCCUCUACACUCAACAUUUUGAGGAAUCAACAACAUUUACUUACAAAGGCAAACCUCCAGGCCAGCAUGCAGCUGGUUAGGAAUCACAUUGAAAGAGAGGAAAGUGAAAAUAGAAGACGAGAAGAAGAAAUAAUGGGACUUAUUAAAAGAAUGAAGAAUAUGAAGGAGAGCAAAAUAACAAAACUCAAUGAAAUUAAGGAUCACUAUGGCAGUCAGCUUGUGGACAAAGAAAAGAUUGAGCAAAAGAAAAAGGUGAUAGAACUGAAACACAAGAAAAAUAUCUUGACCACAUGCAUAACUAAAUUCAAGCAGGAGAAGCAGAAGAAGGGUGACACAGAAUGGAAGAAUUUUGUAGAAGCAGUGAUCAAAAUGGCUGAACUCCAUCAAGUGACUGAAAACGAAUACAACAGUUUACAGCAGUAUAAAGCUUCUGUACAAAUGCUGCAGACAGCAGUUCUGCCCAUGAAACAAGCUGAUUCCUCUUCUGUUUCAAGAGAACAUGCUGGAGACAUGAAUCAAGUCAUGAAACACAGAUCUCCCUCUUUACAUGCUAAACAGCCUGACCUCAUCACUGCCAGAACAGCAGAUAGGGGACCUGUGAACACAUCCAGCUCUACAAAUCAAAUGCUUAACCAAGGAUAUGGCACUACCUUCUCAAGAUCUAGCUUCAACACAUCUCUCUCUUUUCUCAAAAUACCACAUUCAAAACUGGGAGAGAAGAAAAUUGAUGACUAUUCCCAAAGUACUGAAAUCUAUAGUGGAGGACCACUGGAGACCCUUUUCUCUGAAAAUCAUCCUCAAGUUGCUGCUGCCCUUUCCUCUCACCAAGUCCAACACCAGGAGGCCACUCCUGAUUAUCACAAAACUAGUCCCUCCCAAUUAAUAGAAGUCAAUAAUAUGUCACAUUUAUCUUCAGUAAAAAAGUCAACAUGAUCCAAGAGGGAAAACAAUGUGGGGUGAAAGCUCAAUAGACAAAAAUGUCAGUAAUUCCCAAGGAAGUCCUAGAUUUGCUCUGAAACCUAUUUCCUUUCCUCCUGCAGUUGUUUCAUCAACCAAUGCCCAAUCAUUAGAGACCCCUUCUUAUAGGUCUAUAGACAUAAAUUGUUCUCCAUUCAUUCCCAAAGCUCUUAAAACUCCUUUGCCAAUAACCAAAA